UUGUAAAGUUGUGUGAAUUUUUCAAUAAAUUCUUUUGUCAAAACCACUUGCAAUCUGAUUCAUAGCUGAGCGCCUUGCCGCCGGUUACAUAUGCUAAAUUUUAAGCCCUGUAACCAUUGAAGUAACAUGACUGUUGGACUAUGGUGUGCCCUAAAGGAGGUAUGGCAGAGCAAAAGAAAGCAGGGUACAUUUGUCGUCACACAUGUUCAAUACUGUAACAUAGCAGAGUAUAGCUUUCCAAUUCAUCCCCCUCCAUAUACAGACUUGCCAUGACCACAUCAUGAUUUAUUUUUUCUUAAACUGAUUUUCUGUUAAAUUGCUUUUAUUUAAGUCAAGUGCCACAUCCUCCAAAGAUGAAGUCCAAACAUGUUAGGAGAAGCCAGUCUAUGACUAAUAAGACCCCUGGUUAUAUGGCACCGCGACCGCCAGGGACCAGCCCUAGUGACAGCAACAGGAUAAAGUACAGGAGUCAAACAAGACAGAUUAGUUCCUUCUCCGCUAAUGCAGGUUUGCAAAGUUGUAGGCAAGAAUGGGAGCUUCCGAAAUUAUCCAUCAAAAAUAUUGAACUACGAAUAACAAGUGCUCUUCACAGUGAUGUACCACUCCAAUCACCUUGCAAUCGUUACAGCACUAUUCAACGUUUUCGACUUCUUAACAACCCAUCAUCCUUACCACUGACACCCAACACAUAUGAAUCUACGAGCAGGAUGUCUGACUAUUCGUCGUUACAAGGCUCAGGGAGAAUAAAGCUUCCAAAGACUUUAGCUCCUCUGUCAAGAGAGGGAAGGACGUCUCCUGCAGAUACCAGACAAGAGUGUUCCAGGAAUUCUUUGUAUCCUGGACAUGAAUUGGUUGGAGAUGUUCUUGACUUGGAUAACUUGCAAAGUCCUUCCAAAUGUCAGCCCUCCUUGGCCAAGAUAUUUGUUUUUGACUCAGAAGACAGAGACAUUGUUCAACCCCCGUCCUCCCCCUGUGAGGAAAAUGGGCUGGAAUUGGAUUACCCACCCUCCCCCCGUGCGGACAAUAAACUGGAAUACAAGAAAAGUGAUGACAAGGAAAUUGAAUUGGACAACAAUGAAAAUACCGUCAGAGAAAAUAUUAACCAAGAAACAGUUAAAGACAAAAAGGAUGAAGAAUUUCUUGCUGGUAGUAUCAAGGAAAAGAAUGAAAACAACGCGGAAGAACCCAGUUCGAUAGAAAACAAAGAAACACAUUCUUCCUGUAACGAUUGCGUAGUAAAUGGAGGUUGUGAUGACGAUGAUGAUUGUUGUAAAACUCAGACAUUUUCUACAACAGAUCUAUCAAAGUUUUGGAUUCCUUGUACAAAAAAUGGAGAAACAGGUCUUGGGAAUAUAGGUAAUGCUACGAAGACAUCCAACAGUGAGCAAAAUAGUCCAAGUCUAGAGAAAAAUAAUACCAAUGAACUAAAAAGUACGAAUAACGUUACGAAUAAAAUGGUUGACGAUAAAGAGAGAACUGCAAUUGUAGAUGAAGCGAGAAAAGACGAAAAUAGGAAAAACUCUGUUUCUUUUUAUGUGGACUUUGGUGGCAUCAAAACUCAUAAGUCUGUGAACCGAACUUGGAAAUGUGGGAGAGUUUUAAGCAAUGAAAAACUUAAUAAGUGUGAAGAAUGUACAAAUCGUUUGCCUGAGAAGAAAACUUUCUGGAUUUCUUUAGAUGGAGAGACAAGUGAUGGUGAAACUGAGGGUGUCUCUGGCAAGAAAAAAUGUGUUGAGAGAAAAGGCAGUUCAUCAGAAGAAGGAGAACGUUUUUCGAGAAGAGCACAGUCGUUACCAGAAAAUAAGUUACUUCUUAAACCAAAGUUCAUUUCUAAGAACUGUAUUGAUUUAGAUGUUGAAACUCAGGAACAAACAUUAAGGGAAAAAUUCUUAAUCGUUUCUGAAGAGUCUUUUGAGAUUCAACCAAAACGUCCUGAAGACUCAAGGAAUGAAGUUUCUGAAGCUGUUGCAAAGGAUGACAAGGAAUUGGAGGAUGGAUUGAAGUUUUAUUCAGAAGAUACGUUUGUCAUCGAGAAAAAUGUCCAGGAAAGUGGUGGACAGUCGGGGAAUACUAUCACACAGGGAACGAGUGAGAGGGAUCAGGAGGUGACAGUUAAUAAGGUGGAUGAGUGUAAUGAUGGUGCUAGUGAACUAGAUAAGGACGGAAAGGAAAACAAGAGGGUCGUUGCUGGAGAACAUGGUGAAUUAAAAUCAAGCAUUGUAUUACAGUCUUUAAGCUUGGAUGACGAUCAACAACAUAAUGAAGAAAAUGAAAAGAGCAUUAGCACCGAAACUACCAAUCCACACUGUAGCAGAGAAGUGAAACCACAAACUGAAUCUGCUAAGGAAGUUGUCAAAACUUUAAAGAAAGAUAUGCCAGUGUUUUUAAAGACAGCGUGGUCAAACGAUGGCCAAUCAGAGGAACAACCACUUGGGGUUCAAAUAUGCAAUGCCUUCCCCUCGCCUGUCCCACCUGUCAACUUCAAACCAGAAGUACAACCACCGAUUGGGAAUAGCUUAGGAAAGACUAAACCAAGGAAGACUAACUCAGGAAAACUAAAGAAAAAAGCCUCCACUAAAGAAUCUAAAAAGAAGGAUGAUAAAAAUACCAUUGGGAAAGAACAGUCAUCGUCUUGUGGGAAAAGAGGAAAGAAAGGAAAAAAGGGAAAAGGAAAGAAAACAGAACCGAUGUUCAAAGAGAUUUCAGUCCACCAGUCUUUUGGUUGCACGGGUUAUGAUAGCGUAACAUCAAAUGUGGCUUGUGAGAUUAAGGAAGGUAUGCUGAGUCCUGAUUUAGACAAGGUGCCAACUUUGUCCAUGGACUCAAGAGGCACUACCAAGUUAGUAAAAAGGAAAUUUUCUAUCCUGAGUCCAAUACCUGAAUCCCCACGAAGUACUGUAUCAGUAACACCCAGGACUGGAGAUGAUGGUGGUUCUGGAGAGAACGAUGUUGUUUGUACUUUGGAGGGUCCGAUACCUGAAUCCCCACGAAGUACUGUAUCAGUAUCACCCAGGACUCGAGAUGAUGGAGGUUCUGGAAAGAAAGAUGUUGCUUAUACUUUGGAGGUACCAGAGACGUCUCAAGUGAAUGAGGAACUCGUGAAACAAGAGGAAAGACAAACAGAAUUGAUGGAAGAAGAGAAAGUAGUGACUGGUGAUGAAGAUGACGAUGUUAGUGGUGGUGGUGGUAUUGUCAACGAUGACAAACAAGACGAACAGAUCGAGGUUUUUGAUGAAGGAGUUGAUGAAGUAGAUGGUGGGAUGUUUUCAAGGUUUUUUAAUAUGUGUAUGCCACGUUUGAAGAUGGUUUCGCCUGAAUCUGAUUCUGAAGCACUUGCGAGUGAAGGUGAUGAUGAUGAUGACCACCAUGAUGAUAAUGAUGAUGGCAUCAUUAACAAUACCUAUCAAGAAGAACAGCUCAAAUUUCCUGUUGAUGAAGCAGACCAAGACAUGGAAGACUUGAUACAAGACAUCUUAGAAAACUAUGACCACAUUAAAAAAGAUGAUGAUCAUGAAAGCGCACAAGAGGUACACCAUGAUGACCUUUCUGUAAACAAUCAUAGCUUAUCUGAACAAGAUAACACUGGAACCAUCCAGGAAACCAGUGUCACGUCAAGUGAUACUAAUUCGUCAAAUACCGAUCACCACCUUGAAAAACAAACAUACGAAAAGGAAAAUCUAAAAGAAGAAAAUUGGACAACGAGUUACGUAAGGCAAAUGCCUGAAUUUGGUCCGUGGGAAUUGGAUGCCUCAGAUGAUGUGUUCAUUCAGAGUGAAAAAGAAGAUGAAGAAAGAUUCUGUACGGCCCUAAAUGAGGAGAUCAUGUCAGAUGACUCUUCAUAUGUCAGUUGUGAGUCAUUAUCGUAUACCGUCUCAGAGUCUUCCACUACUGCAAGUAAUGACAGUUACUUCAGCUCGCAAGAAUCAUUUCCCCAUGGCUUAAGUUCAUCUUCUCAUGACGUUACAAUGCCUGGAUCUGUUGAUAUCAUCCUUCACGAACAAAUUCACAAACCCCAGACAAACACAACCAACAGUAGCAACAGCGGUAGCAACGAUAGUCGAUCAACUCUCAGACCUCGUUCUAAUAGCAACAGCAGUGAGACGUCAAUGCCAAGCUUUUUCCCAUCCGCUUCAAGAGGGCUUGUGCGAAGUCAGGUUAGCUCUGGGUCUGGGAGUUUGUCUUCAGCAACAAGCUGUGGUGAGGAACUCCAGUGGCAGAAGGGAAGCGUCCUGGGAAAAGGAGGCUUUGGAACCGUAUAUCUUGGUUUAGUUAACACUGGUGAAAUGAUUGCAGUCAAACAAGUGGAGCUAAACAAUAAAGAUGAAAGUGAGGCUGAAAAGCAAUACGACAAACUGCAAGAAGAAGUUUCAUUAUUGAAGUCUCUACGCCACCAAAAUAUUGUCAAGUACAUUGGAACGUGUCUAGAUGACAAUUCUGUUGUGAAUAUCUUCAUGGAAUUCGUACCUGGAGGUUCAAUUGCACAGGCACUGAAAAGAUUUGGAGCCUUUGUGGAACCAGUCUUUCAGCGAUAUACAAAACAGAUUCUCUCAGGGGUGGACUACUUGCACAAGAAAAACGUUAUCCACAGGGACAUCAAGGGUGGUAACAUAAUGUUAAUGCCCAAUGGAGUCAUUAAGCUCAUUGACUUUGGGUGUGCCAAAAGACUCUGUAUGAGUUUAAGCCUGAGUAGGAGUAGCAUAAUGCACUCAAUGAAAGGAACACCCUACUGGAUGGCACCUGAAGUCAUCAAGGAGACCAGUGGACAGGGCACCAAAUCUGAUAUCUGGAGUAUAGGAUGCACUGUGUAUGAGAUGGCCACAGGGAACCCACCAUGGUCACCCAUGGAUCCAUUUGCCGCCAUGUUUGCUAUUGGUAAUGGCAACACUGUUCCUCAACUCGAUAAUUCAUUUUCUGAAGCUGCAAGAAAUUUCACUGCUGCUUGCAUGACCAGGGAACCUAGUGCAAGACCUUCUGUAUGUGAACUGCUACAGCAUGAAUUCAUCUCACAAUUAUUGUGAUAUAAAUUUGAACCAAUAGGAUGUUGCAUGAUGGCGUCAUUGACCUCUACUACCAGACAGACUCCCUUGCACACUUUCUUUUGUUCAGUUAAUUAGUACCAAUUGUCUUACUAUUUUCAUGAGGGAAUAUAAAUUUAACUAAGAAAGAAAAUUAGUGAAAUGAUGCCAUCAUCCUAUUGUCUCUAGGACACUAAAAUGACUAAGUUAUUUUGUACAGGUCUAAAUCUUAAAGGAAUGCUCAUAGUUUUUGGUAAAUGUUUCAAUAAAUUUCAAUUCUUUCUCAGGAAAUGUCCGAGUAAAACUUGUAAAUCCUAGCUCAAACGAGAAUAUAAAUUCUGUUAAAAAAUUGUAUUAUAUUGUUAGUAAUAUAUUUUUCAUGGAGGAAGUUGUAAAAAGAGAAAUCUAGCAUUAUUAAUCAUUUUGUAAUUUAUCAUACUUAUGUAAAAUCGAAAUCCAAAAGAUCAAAAUUUGUAGGAUAUAACAUAUUUUUGGAUAAAG
This is a messenger RNA of Actinia tenebrosa (Australian red waratah sea anemone), 5516 nucleotides long. RefSeq lists its product as uncharacterized. The record is from RefSeq and is a predicted model, not a curated record. Gene Ontology annotation, biological process: protein phosphorylation. NCBI's taxonomy places the organism in Eukaryota, Metazoa, Cnidaria, Anthozoa, Actiniaria, Actiniidae. Gene Ontology annotation, molecular function: protein binding; protein kinase activity; ATP binding.